Messenger RNA from Cercopithifilaria johnstoni, 1467 nucleotides. NCBI's taxonomy places the organism in Eukaryota, Metazoa, Nematoda, Chromadorea, Rhabditida, Onchocercidae. The record is from the annotation of a GenBank genome assembly.
AUGUCGGUGGAAAGUGCAACACUUGGAGCAAUUAUUGUUUCCGGUGCAACACUUCUCAUUUGUUUAUUUGCAAUUGCAACAAUACACAAUGAUGUUACAUCAAUUUGGACUGAAUUAGAUUCAGAAAUUGUUUCUUUUAAGAUUAAAACGGAUGAUUUGUGGAAAGAAAUGAUUGGUCUUGGCGCUGGUACACCCUCAAAUCGUUUACGUCGUCAGGCUAGCUCUAAUAUCUAUGAUAAAAGUAAAACAAGUGAUAGUGGUAGCGGUGAUGGUUAUGAAAAUUCUAAUGGCGCUAAUAGCAACAAUUACAAUAGUCCAUCAAGCAGUAAUAGUGGCAGCAAUUAUGGUAGCUUAACAGGAGAUACCAGUGGUGAUAAUGGUAGUAAUGGAUAUAAUUCUGGUGGAGGAAAUUAUGGUGGUGACAUACCACCAAUGAUAGUCAACGAACGUUAUAACAAUCCAUAUAAUGUGAUUUCACAAGAAGUAAUGCCCAGUAAAGUAAACCAUAAUAAUGCGGGAAGAUCCGAUAUCAAAAUUUAUUUAAAAGGUCUUGCACCAACUACUGCACCAACAAUAAUGAAUACUGACGAUAAUAUUCAUGGGAAACCUGGUAACGGACUUUUUGUCUCACCGAUUCGUUAUGGUAGUUCAGGAGGCCAGACUGGACAGCAAUUUCAAUCAUUCGGCGGUUCUUUUAUACCUCCAGGUUUUACGGAAAAUGGAUGGUGCAUGUGCAGUUUGAAAAACACUUGCCCACCAGGUCCACCAGGACCGAAAGGUGAAAAAGGUGUUGAUGGUGAAAAUGGAAUCCCUGGUAAAGAUGGUAUUGAUGGGAUUGAUGCAGAAGAUGUUCAACAAGAAGGUCCAUCUGGAUGUUUCAGUUGUCCGGAAGGUCCACCAGGUCCUCCAGGACCACCCGGCCGGACGGGCAUCCGUGGACAACGUGGACCAAAAGGCACACCAGGUUUUCCGGGCCGUGAUGGAAAUCCAGGACCACCAGGCGAUAUUGGUCCACCAGGACCACCAGGAUUGGAUGGUAAGCCUGGGGAGCCAGGAGAAAAGGGCGCUGAUGCUGAAAAAGUUGUUGGACGGAAAGGCAAUCGUGGUCCACCGGGUGACCAGGGCCCUGAAGGACCACCUGGAGACAAAGGCAAAGAUGCACCACCAGGAGAACCAGGUCCUCAAGGGCCUGUAGGACAUCCAGGUUUUCAAGGGCCACAGGGAAGUGACGGUGAAGAAGGUCCAGAAGGUCCACCCGGAAAUUCCGGUAAAGAUGCUGAGUACUGUCCAUGUCCGGCGCGUGAACAUCGACUACGUCCUGGUUCUGGAAAAAAUGAUGAUAGGGAAAGCAAAACGGAAGAGGUGCAAUCUAAGAGCGAUGAAGAGAGCGGAGGAUUCGGAAAAACCGAUUUUGAAAAUCCUGAUGAUAGCAGUAAACCAUACAAAUCACGACGUACACUACUUUAA